GUGGCCUCUCGCAUGACCUCAGGGACGGCAGCAGAGUUGCGAAGUGGAAUGAGCAGCAACCGGAAGACGGACCUCGGAGCAUGGUUAGAAGCUGAUCCAAGCUAGGGGAGUGCACAUUGCCUGGUUCUGAAAGUGUGAUUCCAUAAGUUGUCGACAGAGCCCAUCAUCACAUUGUCGAUCUUCGACCUCUUUCCAUUUGCUCUUUGGAACUCAAGAGAUCAAGGCAACCGGUAUUUCCACAUCCAUCAACUGCAAUGGCUAGUGAAAAGCACCCAAAAUACGGCAAAAGGCUGCUUCCUCAGAUCUUGGAUGGCCUGGCUCUUACUGAACCUGAUCGAAUAGUAUACUCUUUGGCAUCAUUUCGAAAUGAUGCUCCGCAUUUCCGGACCAUUACUGCUUGUCUGUUUGCAAAAGCGGUUGACAAGACCGCUUGGUGGCUCUAUAAUCAAACCAGAGAACAAAGGCAAUCUCACAACGAAGGCACUGAUGAAAGUCGUGGCAAAACCAACAAGAGGAUCUUGACAAUAGGUUAUAUUGGCCCUCAUGAUCUCCGGCAUAUUCUUCUGAUCUAUGGCGCCAUCAAGGCUAACUGCGCAGCCUUGUUUCUAUCGCCCAAAAACAAUGUUGAAGGUGCUUCAGCAGUUCUCAAUGCAGCCAAAUGCGAUGUUUGGGUUAAGCCGUGGGAACAACCAGCGCUCCCUUUGGUCGAGGGAUUCACAUCGUCAAAGCCCAUGGUGAUACUUCAAUUACCUGGAUUGGAAGAGCUUCUCGAUGCUGAAACUGCUGAGCCAUUUCCGUUCCAGAAGACCUUUGAAGAAGCCGUAGAUGAGCCAUUUUGUAUCACACAUACGUCUGGCACCACGGGGAUUCCAAAACCGAUCUCCUGGACACAUGGGCUGAUUGGUACUUUGGACGCUGUACGCUUGCUUCCUCCGACGGAGGGGGAUCAUGGACUGGCCCCGUGGACUGAUAAUUGGAAUGAAGGAGAUACGAUCUACUCGUCAUUUCCAAUGAGUCAUGUUAGUUACUCCUCCCUACCAUUCACCUUGCUCCAGCCUGGGCUGGCAGAACUCAAAUCAAAGAUGAAUGCUGAUUCUUUCGAAACAUCAGGGUGCUGGCAUGCUGAUGGACAUUGUCGUGCCUGCAUUCUUCAAGCUACAUUGCAUCUUGGGUCCGCCUGAAGCUUUGCCCAACAUGGCGCUCAUGGAAAAUCUUGUGGAUCACGCAAAAAUCGACAUCUGGCAUAUGAUUCCAUCCUUGGCCGAUGAACUAGGCGAAACUUCAGAGCUUUUGGCAAAGUUCGCCUCUUCUAAGUUCAUUUGUGUAUCCGGUGGUCCUGUCAGUGCGGCUAUCGUCAAAAAAGUCAACGACGUCGUAAGAGUCAUGAACCUGACCGGAACUACUGAAGGCUUGUUCAUGGGCAAUCUUUGGCCAGAGAGAGAAGACUGGCAUUGGUUUGCCUUUCAUCCUCUCGCAGGCUUCGAAUUCAAGGAAAUCGAACCGGGUAUUUAUGAGCACUGGGUGCACCGAAAAUCUCAAUGGGACUUAUUCCAAGGCGUAUUCUAUACUUUCCCCGACCAAGAGUCUGUGAACCUCAAAGACCUCUAUAUACGACAUCCCUCCAAGCCAUACUUAUAUGCCUACAAAGGAAGGAGUGAUGACGCAGUGGUUUUGUCCAACGGAUACAAGAUCGCUCCAUUAGACACAGAAGCAUUGAUCACAACACAUCCUGCAGUUGAUGGCUGCCUAGUCAUUGGGAUGGGCAAACCGCAGGCAGGUUUGCUGAUCCAACUCAAAGAUCCUUCAACGCGGAACAAUGAGUUGUUUGAUAGCAUUUGGGAAAUCGUGGAACGGGCGAAUCAUUCUGGUUUCCAAAAGGUCAGGCUCCAACGAGACUAUAUUGCUUUUGCAGAGCCAAACAAGCCCUUCAUUCGUACGGACAAGUCAACGAUCAAGCGCCGAGCCACUUUGGAACUCUAUGCAGAAUUCAUUGAUCGCUUUUACGCCACAAGAGAUGAAGGAGCACUCAACGAAGAAUUCGAUGUCUACAAAAUAGACGCAACUUCAGAGGAAACCAUUCUUGAUUCGGUUCGGAAAGUAUUGUCUUCGAUAAUCCCCGAAGUCCAAGCUGCAUCACCGGACGAAAAUGUCUUCGACAUGGGGCUGGAUUCUCUUCUGGUAUAUCACUCUAUAAGAGUCAUUCGAGCAGCUACCGGUUUGAAAGAAAAACUUGCUGCUAGACAUCUAUAUGGAAAUCCAACGCUUUCAAAGUUUUCGGCAUUCCUCGCAACACUAAUACAACAGGAAACGAAAGACAAGACAGAUUUUCCGACCAAUGAACUUACAAAUGGAGAAGUCGACCGCCCAAGUGGAAGCACAAUUCAGCAGCCGACAAAUGAUUCGACCAAGGAACAUGGUCUUCUGAGAGCAAUACAGGAACACAAGCGGCGGAUAGGCUUCAAAAUGAAUCCAUUCGAUGCAGUGAAUCCAAACCACUAUAUGGGUUUCACCUUCUUCUUCGCCUUGCCUCCGGGUACCGGCGCUCAAGAUGCCUUCAAAGGUCUCCAAGAUGGUUUAUGCCGUGCAUUCCAAAUCAUCCCAGAGCUUGAUGGAAAAAUGAUGCACGCUCCCGAACACGAGUUCGGCUACAGGAAAGGCGAAUACUCCAUCACAAUCCCCCCUCGUUCAAUGGCAGCUACUUCUAAUCCCAGACAGCUCCUCUACAAGGAUAUGAAGCACAUUCUUCCUUCUUUCCAAGAGAUGCGAGACAGCGGUUUCUCACGUUCUCUCUUUGCAGACAGAACCGUUCUUGAUUGCUAUCCCUUCCCAGAUAUGCCCGCCGACCUCCUGGUCGCUCAUGCGAACUUCGUUGAAGGCGGAUGCAUUCUAGCAACAAACUUCAUACACACUUGCUUUGAUGGUUUAGGCGCCUUGAUAGCACUCAAGGUCUGGGCCGAGUGCUGCAGGUACGUGCAAGGAGAUUCUUCAUCAACAUGUGAUUGGUAUGACCCAGAGAGUUUCAAUCACAGUCUGCCCGAAAUUCUCUACCAGAGCGAGGGGUACUCCAAAGCCACUCACGAAGUUGACCCGGUUGUGUGGGACUUCUUGCCAUUCUUUCCACCGGAUGAGGUGGUUCAAGCCCGCGACCGCAAGAUCAAGACAAGCUCUAAAGAGCUCUCUCUGGACUUUCCAAGACCGGUCUAUCGACGCCAGCCUAGAUGGCCCGCGGCGCCUUCAGACCGUUCUUUGGCCAGUACGUUCUUUUUGAUCUCCCGCGAGAAUCUGCAAAAGCUCAAACACGAUGUGAGCUCGCACCCAGAUGUCAGGAGCAAGAGCGUAUCGACCAGCGACAUCGUCCAGGCAUUUCUAUGGCGCACAGCCAUCAGGGCACGAUAUCUGGUGGCCAAAGAAGUCCGAGGCCAAAGUUUUGGGCCGGAUGAAAUGUCCAUUUUGGAGAUACCCAUCGACGGCAGGCUGUACUUCUCCUCACGAUUGCCUUCGUCUUACAUGGGCAGCUUACUCAUUAUGAGUCGGACAAUGAUGCCUAUUGAAGAUCUGUGUUCGCCAGACACCAGCCUGGCCACGGUUGCCUCUCUGAUCCGCAGAACAAUAGCCCGAGUCAACACUGCCUUGGUUCAUGAUGCCUUCACUCUCUUGCGAUCGAUGACGGAUUAUACCAAGCCGGCGACUGCGAACAUGGGUCUGGAGCACAUGAACGAGAUGAUUUCCAACAUGAUCUUGUGGCAACCCGAAGACAAUCUCUCCUCUUUUGGCGAGGGCAUCUUCGCUGGGGGCAGGCCGGAAGCUGUCUGGCCACAGAUUGAGCGUGGGCAUCGGCGUUUUAGAUUUUCACUCAUCCACCCCUUGAGAGCAGACGGCGGUGUCGAGCUUGAAGUGGGCACCUUACCGGAAGAGCUGAAGAUGCUGCAGGUUGAUGAACACUUCACUAAGUAUGCCAGGCUUCUGGACAUCAGGCCAGGAACAGGAUGGUAAACUGAUGUAGUUGAGAGUCCAUCCACCAGUGCUAUUGGUGGAGAGUUAUCGUGCGGACUAGUGCUUGGCUACAAGUAUAUUAUCUCAAGGGUAUUGUACUCCGUAUAGCUCCACUUGGGGCGGUGCUAAGACAGAUGAUGUACUCCGUACUCUGCAAUGAUCCCCACUUUUCGAACCAAACCUCAUAAGGUAAAUACUGCACUCGUAUA
Messenger RNA from Exophiala oligosperma, 4202 nucleotides. RefSeq lists its product as hypothetical. NCBI's taxonomy places the organism in Eukaryota, Fungi, Ascomycota, Eurotiomycetes, Chaetothyriales, Herpotrichiellaceae. The transcript has 4 exons. Bases 1087 to 3993 code for a protein of 968 amino acids. The record is from RefSeq and is a predicted model, not a curated record.